UCAAACGCAGCAACUUGUUACAGCCUACCCACAUAAAAUUUCGGUCGAUCCACCACACCCAGCAAUGGCGUCCGCGCUCACCAACGUGAGCCUGUCUACCUUCGCGCCCACGGCCAGGGGCGACGUCCUCGCCAGGCCGCAGGUGGCCGCCGCCCGCGUCACCUUCCCGACGGCGUACCGCGGCAGCGGUGCCCUCUCCUGCAGGGCGGGCGGGCCGGCCACGCCGCCGGGCAUCUCCGACAAGAUGUCGGACAGCAUCAAGGAGGCCCAGGAGACGUGCUCGGAGGACGCCGCCAGCGGGGAGUGCGCGGCGGCGUGGGACGAGGUGGAGGAGCUCAGCGCCGCGGCCAGCCACGCCAGGGACAAGCUCAAGGACUCCGACCCGCUCGAGAACUACUGCAAGGAGAACCCCGAGACCGACGAGUGCCGCACCUACGACAGCUGAGCGUACGUGCUAAUCUGUUCUGGACGGCGGAUAGUGAAGGUGGACGUGGUGUUCUUGGCUCAUGGGAGCCCGAGAAACCUGCUAUGUCUCAACCUACCGUUCCUUACUCGAUCGGGAUGUAUGUAGUAAAUACUCCAAAUAUUUUCCCAGGGACAUACGUGGUUGAUACAAUUGAUAAUACAGACGUUUAUUUAAAGUUGUACUCCUAC
Triticum dicoccoides is the source of this 654-nucleotide messenger RNA. Its product is annotated as calvin cycle protein CP12-2, chloroplastic-like. Gene Ontology annotation, cellular component: chloroplast. Gene Ontology annotation, biological process: negative regulation of reductive pentose-phosphate cycle. The coding region runs from base 65 to 445 and encodes 126 amino acids. The transcript has a single exon. Lineage: Eukaryota; Viridiplantae; Streptophyta; Magnoliopsida; Poales; Poaceae. The record is from RefSeq and is a predicted model, not a curated record.